AUGGCGACCCCCGCAGAAGGAAGCAUGGCUGCCCUGUUGCCAGAUCUCCCCAAAGGUCCCCUGCAGGCUUAUCGGGCGAGAGCAAGCUUCAGCUGGAAGGAGCUGCUGCUGUUCCUGGAGGGCGAGGACAUGCUCCGCUUCAAGCACACCAUCUUCUCAGCUUUGGAGAGUGACCCUCUCUUUGAUCGGUCCUGCGGGGCUGACCUGCCCAUGGAGAAGUACCGGGAGCUGAGCUUCCUGCGUUGCAAGCGGGUCUUUGAGUAUGACUUCCUCUGCCUGGAGGACAUGCUCCAGACGCCGCUGAAGGUCUUGGCGCUCGUCGGCUGCCUGGGGAUGUACGACUGGUCACUGUCCAACAAGUACUUUUUACACGCAUUCACUUUUACAUCAGCAAUUUACACCUCUGGCACCGAAAGGCAUUUCGAGUAUAUCCAGAAGGCCUUCAGGAUGGAGAUUUUCGGAUGCUUCGCUCUGACAGAGGUGAGCCACGGGAGCAAUGCAAAGGCGAUCCGCACGACCGCUCACUACGACCCUGCCAGCCAGGAAUUUGUCAUCCAUUCCCCUGAUUUCGAAGCUUCCAAAUUCUGGGUUGGCAACAUGGGGAAGACGGCCACCCAUGCAGUGGUGUUUGCCCAGCUGUACACACCCGGGGCGCAGUGCUGGGGGCUGCAUUCCUUCCUCGUGCAGAUCCGGGACCCGAAGAACCUCCUCCCCAUGCCUGGUGUGAUGGUCGGUGACAUGGGGAAGAAACUGGGGCAGAACGGGCUGGACAAUGGAUUCGCCAUGUUCCACCAGGUUAGAAUUCCUCGUCAGAACCUCCUGAACCGGAUCGGAGACGUCACUCCCGAGGGCACCUACGUCACCCCAUUUAAGGAUGCCAGGCAGCGCUUUGGAGUAUCGCUGGGGAAUUUAUCCAUGGGCCGGGUCACCAUCAUCGGCAUGUCCGUUGUUAAUUUAAAACUGGCCGUGUGCAUUGCGGUUCGCUUCUCGGCCGCUCGGCGUCAGUUUGGACCAGCAGAUGAGGAGGAAGUACCGGUCCUUGAGUAUCAAGUGCAGCAAUGGCGCUUGCUUCCUUAUCUGGCAGCUGCCUAUGCCUUAGACCACUUUUCCAAAUCUCUCUUCCUGGACCUGAUGGAGCUCCAGCAAGGCCUUUUCCGGAAUGAUCAGAGUGUCAGACAGGCAGAGCUCGGACGUGAGAUCCACGCGCUGGCAUCUGCCGGCAAGCCACUGGCCUCGUGGACGGCCCAGCGUGGAAUCCAGGAGUGCCGGGAGGCGUGCGGGGGACACGGCUACCUGGCCAUGAGCCGUCUAGGGGACCUCAGAAAUGAUAAUGACCCCAACUGUACCUACGAAGGGGACAACAACGUCCUGCUGCAGCAGACCAGCAACUACCUGCUCAGCCUGCUGGCACGCAAGCUCCAAGACGGCGCUCGCUUCGAAAGCCCGCUGCGGACGGUGGACUUCCUGGGAGCCUACCCGGAUAUCCUUGCCCAGAGGUUCCCGGGUCCCGGCCGCGCCGGCCUGGACUCCUCGGCCCCCCUGGCAGCAUACAAGUGGCUGGUUUGUUACCUGCUCCGUGAGAGUUACCAAAAACUAGAGCAAGAGAAGAGGUCAGGAAGCAGUGACUUUGAAGCGAGGAACAACUGUCAGGUGUACGCCUGCCGCUCCCUGGCCCUGGCGUUCCUGGAGCUCACGGUGGUGCAGAGGUUCCACGACCACGCGCACCACCCCGGCGUGCCACCCCCGCUGCGGGCCGUGCUGCGGCGGCUCAGCGCCCUGUACGCGCUGUGGUCCCUGAGCCCGCACGUGACCCUGCUCUACCGAGGUGGAUACUUCUCCGAUGAGCAAGCAGGGAAAAUGGUAGAGAGCGCGAUCUUGGACCUGUGUUCACAGCUCAAGGACGACGCGGUCGCCCUGGUGGACGUGAUCGCGCCCCCCGACUUUGUCCUGAACUCCACGAUUGGCAGAGCCGACGGCGAGCUCUACAAAAACCUCUGGGCUGCUGUUCUCCAGGACAGCAAAGUGCUGGAGAGGGCCUCAUGGUGGCCAGAAUUCGCUAAGAAACCCAUCAUCGGGAGCUUGAAACCAAAACUGUGAGGAAACCGAGGCCCUGGAAGUCUCAUACAGCCCAGAGCCCGCAGGCGGGGCGGCCCUGAUGUGCACAGCCCCGGGCCAGGGCCGGCUCGCAGCAGGUGGCCACUAGCGUCCUCGUUAUUCCUGCAAAUUAGAAAGCUCCCCCAGCCAGAGAUGAGUAGACCUCUGAUUUGGUGGGUUCUUUAGGUUUGAACAUGUCCAUCAUGGUUAUAAAUAUAUAUGUUUGGGCCAUUAUGCUAUUCUCUUCCUGCUUUCAGAAAGAACAGGGAGAAAGGAAACAUCCCGCACCCAUGGUGUGUGGGAUGGGUCCGUCCUGAGUGCAAACCCAAAAGUGCCUCUGAGGAGCCCCCUGCUCCCUCCUCGUUGGGGCCCAGGAGUCUGUGGGGGCAGCCGCCCUGCCCAGGCGCCCUGCCCCUUUGGCCUCUCCCGGGGGCAGAGCUGUAACUGAACACACGCCUCCAUUCAGGGUUGGACGCCUGUGCUCUGAGCAGCUUAGGUGAAAGUGCAGAGGCAGCACUAGAGAAGCAAGGUUUUGAGUCAAGGUAAUUAAAAAAAUAACAUUUGAAAAUGCUGCACAGUAAACAUUUGAAUAAUUGGAAUAAAAUAAUCUCAUUUUCUUUCUGUACUCUUUCUGGAUUAAAAAGCAAAUGCCUGGUUAUUAGGUACAAUUUAGGCAAUAUGGAGAAAUUCAAAGAAGAAAAUAAAAAUGGCAUAUAACCCCACACUCAGAACUGCUAGCAUUUCCUUCAUUUGUUCUUGGGCCACAAGGGCGCAGAACUGGAUUCAUCGUCACCUUUGGUUCGUGUCAUAUUCGGACCACCCAGCGCAGAAGCCAGAGCACUGACAUUGAGUGCACCUCCACCUGCCCUUGCUCGCCCCACCCCAGGGGGCCUCCAUCGUGCAGGGGCCUCGGUGUGUAGCUUCAUCUUCUCUACGGGUAACGUAACGCUUUGGCAUGCACCAUUGCGGGUGCUUUCUUCCUCUGUACGUGUGUGUAUGUGUGUGCACGCCACUUUUGAUCAGCAAUGGGCUCAGAUGUUAUGCAGUUUUACAGACCUUCUCCUGAGAUGCAUGGAGAUUUAGAUUCUUCUGCUCUGACAGCCGUCCACGCACAUGCAUCUGUGUGCACACUUGGGAGCGGAAUUGCUGAGCCCAGCUCCAUGUGUGGUAGACUUGGUGCCAUGUCACUGCCGGAGGGAGUGCAGCAGAGCUAGCAUCGGAAUGAGUGCAGGGUGACGAGUGUGGGGCUGCGGCAGACUGCCCGCGUGGGGUCCAGCCACACCCUUUCCUGACGGUGUGGCUUGCCUCAUUUGUAAAAUAGAUGGAUAAGAGAACCUACCUCAUUAGAUAGUUGUAAGCAUUAAAAUGAGUGAAUGCCUGUAGAGCAUGCAAAUGGGAGCCUGGCAUGUGGUAAAUCUCACAGAAUGUGUUCCCUGGAAAGGUGGUAUCCAAUCCUUUAGAAUGCAGUCCUGAUUCCUCUUGCCCUCACCUAGAGGCUGCAUCAAUCGGAGGUGAAAUAAAAUUGGCAUUUCCUGUUAAGAUUUGCUUUUUUCUUUUUUCCUCCCUAGUAGAGAGGCUGAACAUUUCCCAUAAAUUUGGGGGCUAUUUCUAUUUCUUAUAAUUGCCUGUGCUUGUUCUUUGCUUAACGGCACUUUUAGGUUUUGAAAUUUUUGGUUGAUUAGUAAAAGAUUUCUACAUCUUAAGAAUACUAAGCCUUUAUUUGACAUGUCCACUGUAAAUUAUUUUCCUAGGUUGUCAUGCCUUUUAAUUGUGGUGUUGCUUUUUUCUUUUUGAUUUAGCAAGGUGAUGUUUAAAUUUUAAAAAUAAAAAAUAUAUAUAAAUGAAAAAUCUGACAUCCUUUUCCUUCCCACACCCAGAUUAUUUGUAUUUUCGUCUGUUUUCUUUUAGUACAUUUCUAUAUUUAAUUGCCUGGGAAUUUAUGUUGGCAUACCUCAUGACAGGGACCUAGGAUGGUCAGUCCCUUGAAUAAUACAUAAUGUCACCUGUAUCUAUUUUGGCACUUUCUUUUCCAUUUUUUCUUGCAUCAUCUUAUACUGUUUUCAUUAUUGUGGCUUGUUUAUACUUCUUAAAAUCCAUCGUUUAUCUUUUCCUUUUGUGUAGAUUUUCAAAGUGUUUUGUUUAUGGUUACUAUGGGGAUUACAUUUAGCAUACUAAAUCCGUUGCAAUUUAGUUUAUGUUGAUUCCAACUCAACUUCAGUAGCCUACAAAUAUAUAGUUCCUUUAUCCCUCGAUCCCUCACUUUUGUGUGUGUGUCAUAAAUUACACCUUUAUGCAUUGUAUGCCCAGUAACAAAGAUUUAUACUUGGUUUUUAUGCAUUUGAAUUUUCAGUUGUAUAAUAAAUAGUGAAAUAAUACUAGCCUUUAUAUUUGCCCUUAUUAUUACUUACACUGGAGAUCUUUAUUUCUUCAUUCAGCAUCAAGAUACCAUCUAAUGUCCUUUCCUGUCCACGUGGAGGACUCCCGUUAGCAUUUCCUAUAAGACAGAUCUAGUGGUAAUGAACACCUCAGUUUUUGUUUGUCUGGAAAUGUAUUAAUUUCACUCUCAUUUUUGAAGGACAACUUUUUUAGAUACAUUAUUCUUGGGUAACAGGAUUUUUUCUUUCAGCACUUUAGAUAUAUCCCCCCGCUGUCUUCUGGCCUCCUUGGUUCCAUGGAGAAAUCAGAUGCUGGUCUGAUUGAGGAUCCCUUAUGUGCAACAUGUUGCUUCUCUCUUGCUGUUUUUAAGAUCCUGUCUUUGUUGUUGCCAUUGGACAGUUUAACCGUAUCGUGUCUUGCUACAGAUCUGUUUGGAUUCAUCCUGCUUGGCACUUG
Messenger RNA from Choloepus didactylus (southern two-toed sloth), 4926 nucleotides. RefSeq names its product acyl-CoA oxidase 3, pristanoyl (gene ACOX3). Gene Ontology annotation, cellular component: peroxisome. Gene Ontology annotation, biological process: fatty acid beta-oxidation using acyl-CoA oxidase; lipid homeostasis. The record is from RefSeq and is a predicted model, not a curated record. Gene Ontology annotation, molecular function: pristanoyl-CoA oxidase activity; FAD binding; fatty acid binding. The transcript is spliced from 18 exons. The coding region runs from base 1 to 2097 and encodes 698 amino acids. NCBI's taxonomy places the organism in Eukaryota, Metazoa, Chordata, Mammalia, Pilosa, Megalonychidae.